AUGGUCUGUACAAGUAAACGUCGGCGGUUCCAAGCACCAAUCACUUCCUUCUUCACCAGUGAAUCGUCGUCUUCCUGCGAUCCCUCUGAUACCUUGCAAGCACAACAACACGGACAGGAUGUCUCAUCUCCGCCUCUCCCACACGAAAUCCAGUCUUCGCUGCUGACAGUGGGAAUGCGCAUCCGGAAGUCAGUCCCGGAAGGAUACAAGACGCAUAAGAUGCUUCACUCGAGUAGCCUUUACGAUCAUUCGAGCUACUUACUCAACUCGGGGGUUCAAGACCAUAAUUCUACCAUACCGAUAAUCCUCCCGUCAACAACUCGUGCCGCUUAUGCGGAAUUAGCGCCUUUCUGCGGCCUUCAUAAGGUGGGGGGUAUGGCUGUGCAGCCUCUGCCAGUAGUAUCAAGUGGGAGUUACAGACACGUCCUUGGGCAAAAUAGGGCAGUGCGGGCCGAGGAGCCAGACCCGUGUUCUCUACCGUCAAGUCAAGAAUCAACAGACAGCUACAUUCCAUUCCCUCCGUCGAACAAGAGAACUUUCACGUCCGACGAAGAUGAGGACGAGGAUGAUAAAGAUGAAUUCGGGAACGACAUUUUGAGUCAAGAACGAUCAACAUACCCGUUCAGUCAAACCAGGAUGCCGCCUCUGAACACUCUGUUCCCUUCUCCAGAUGUCCAGUCUUUCUACAAUAGCAAUACUAGUAUACCACGCCCGUUCGCAAUCCCACGGAGUAGACUCCCAAGCCACAAGGACAGAAAAUCUGUUCUAGAUGGACAAGAGAACCACGAUUUGACACCACAAGCGUUGGGUAUGCCGGCAUCUGUAAUCAACUCAUCGGAGAGAGUUGUUGACUUUGAGGACGCAGAGUUCCUUGCAGCAAGAGAAGACUUGGAUACCGAUAAUCUGAUGGAGGAAUGCUGA
Endocarpon pusillum Z07020 is the source of this 921-nucleotide messenger RNA. RefSeq lists its product as uncharacterized. The record is from RefSeq and is a predicted model, not a curated record. Lineage: Eukaryota; Fungi; Ascomycota; Eurotiomycetes; Verrucariales; Verrucariaceae. Gene Ontology annotation, cellular component: cytoplasm; nucleus. Bases 1 to 921 code for a protein of 306 amino acids. Gene Ontology annotation, molecular function: ribonucleoside-diphosphate reductase inhibitor activity. The transcript has a single exon.